Messenger RNA from Dama dama (fallow deer), 3602 nucleotides. RefSeq names its product PBX/knotted 1 homeobox 2 (gene PKNOX2). The transcript has 13 exons. Gene Ontology annotation, biological process: regulation of transcription by RNA polymerase II. Lineage: Eukaryota; Metazoa; Chordata; Mammalia; Artiodactyla; Cervidae. The record is from RefSeq and is a predicted model, not a curated record. Gene Ontology annotation, molecular function: DNA-binding transcription factor activity, RNA polymerase II-specific; RNA polymerase II cis-regulatory region sequence-specific DNA binding. Bases 255 to 1673 code for a protein of 472 amino acids.
GUGCUGGGAAGUAUAGGCUGUGUUGUCACGCCGGUGUCAGUCUGAUGAAGAUUGGCAUCAGGUUGAAACUGGAGUGGGAUCCUGAGGCCGACCUCCAUGCCGCUCACCAGCAAAGGGACUGUGAACUGUGCGCUGGUUCUGGUCAACAGGAAGGAUUGCUGGCCCAGCUGGAAGUGAGGAGAGGGCUGAGUGCCCUAAGGGCCAUCCUAGAGGCCACCGGGAUCACCGAACAGUCCCCCAUGUGAAUCCAUCCCAUGAUGCAACAUGCCUCCCCAGCCCCCGCUCUGACGAUGAUGGCCACGCAGAAUGUCCCGCCCCCAGCCUACCAGGACAGCCCACAGAUGACGGCGACCGCUCAAGCCCCCUCUAAGGCCCAGGCUGUCCACAUCUCCACGCCCUCGGCUGCUGCCAGCACGCCCGUGCCCACCGCCCCCAUUGACCCCCAGGCCCAGCUGGAGGCCGACAAGCGCGCUGUGUACAGGCAUCCUCUCUUCCCGCUCCUGACGCUGCUGUUUGAGAAAUGUGAACAGGCCACCCAGGGCUCUGAGUGCAUCACGUCCGCCAGCUUCGACGUGGACAUCGAGAACUUUGUCCACCAGCAGGAGCAGGAACACAAGCCCUUCUUCAGCGAUGACCCGGAACUGGACAAUCUGAUGGUGAAGGCGAUCCAGGUGCUAAGAAUCCACCUGCUGGAGCUGGAGAAAGUCAAUGAACUCUGCAAGGACUUUUGUAACCGGUACAUCACCUGCCUCAAAACCAAGAUGCACAGUGAUAAUCUGCUCAGGAACGACCUCGGGGGGCCCUACUCCCCCAACCAGCCCUCCAUAAACCUUCACUCACAGGACCUCCUGCAGAAUUCCCCCAAUUCCAUGUCUGGAGUCUCCAAUAACCCCCAGGGGAUUGUGGUCCCAGCCUCAGCGCUCCAGCAGGGCAACAUCGCCAUGACAACCGUCAACUCACAAGUGGUGUCAGGUGGAGCCUUAUACCAGCCGGUUACCAUGGUAACCUCCCAGGGUCAGGUGGUCACCCAGGCAAUCCCCCAGGGAGCCAUCCAGAUCCAGAACACACAGGUUAACCUUGACCUCACCUCCCUCCUGGACAAUGAGGAUAAGAAGUCCAAGAACAAACGAGGAGUCUUGCCCAAGCAUGCCACCAAUAUAAUGCGUUCUUGGCUCUUCCAGCAUCUCAUGCACCCCUACCCCACGGAGGAUGAGAAGAGGCAGAUCGCAGCCCAGACAAACCUCACCCUCUUGCAAGUGAAUAACUGGUUCAUCAAUGCCCGAAGACGCAUCCUGCAGCCUAUGCUUGAUGCCAGCAACCCCGACCCUGCCCCCAAAGCCAAGAAAAUCAAGUCGCAGCACCGGCCCACCCAAAGAUUUUGGCCCAACUCCAUUGCCGCAGGGGUGCUGCAGCAGCAGGGCGGUGCCCCAGGGACAAACCCCGAUGGGUCCAUCAACCUGGACAACCUGCAGUCCUUAUCCUCCGACAACGCCACCAUGGCCAUGCAACAGGCUAUGAUGGCGGCACAUGACGAUUCACUGGACGGGACGGAAGAAGAGGAGGAGGAUGAGAUGGAAGAGGAGGAGGAAGAGGAACUGGAGGAGGAGGCGGACGAGCUGCAGACAACGAAUGUCAGCGACCUGGGCUUGGAACACAGUGACUCCCUGGAGUAGCCGAGCCGCCCAGAUGGCACUGGUCACCGAGAGGGAGAGGAGCGUCAUCAGGAGGGCUUCGGGGUGGAGGGGAAGGGGACGGGGCAGGCAGCACAGAGGAAGUUGGGCCCUGGCUUCCCAGAAUCAGUAGCUGGAGGAAAUGCACAGGAAACACCCGCUCCUUCCCAACCACCAAGCUUCACCGAGAACCCCGGCCCCACUUCCCUAGGACUGCAGAGGACUUGGCGUGGCAGGGCCGGUCGAGCAGCCUGGACGGAGAGGCAGGAGUGAGAUCUGGACUCACCGCAUCCCUGAGGACAGAGGGCACCCACGGCGCACCCCCCCCCCCCCCCACUGAAGGACCUGAGUCAUUUUCAAGCCCCCCGCUGGGACAUGGGUCAGUGCUGUUCUUGGAGUGAGCCUCUGCCAGGGAACCGAGUCAGGAGGAAAGAGACAAAGUGGGUCUGGGCUCCACCCCCACAGGGUCCUCAGCUCUUUGAGAGACAUUCAAGGGCAGGAGGGAACCGGAAUGCAUGACCCACGGCUGGAGCGAGAGGGGGCCAAGGCGUUACACCCUGUAGGAUAAGAUGGGACCUGGACCCUCCAGGGCUCCCCUCGGUCCUCCAAGGCCCACGGACUUGGUAGGGGGGACGAGAGCCAUUAGAGUCUUCUCUCUCUCUCUCUCUGUCUCCUGGAAAUCAGUGGUAAGCUGGUGAGCUCAAAUUGUAGGAGGUUAAAUGGAGGCCCUUCACCUGGGUUGGCUCCAGGACACAAGGAGAUGGCAAGACCUGGGCUAGGAGCCAUAUCAAGGUGACUUUGGGGACCACAGCCGUCCCCAGGUGGUCAGUGGUGUCUUAGCCCAGAUGUCCCAGCCCUCGGAUGGAGCUCUCCAGACGUUCCACGCCUUCCAUGGGCUGUUGGAGAGGGUGGAGCCAGGUUAGCUUGGCAGCUGUCCACCCCUCCCGCCCCUCGCCGUUGUCCCUCUGCCCCCAGGCUGGCUCCACCAGCCUUCAUCCUCUCUUCUUCGUUCUAUCCUUCCGAGAAGGCAGAAGAAACUUUGGAAAGAAGCAUCCAGCCCAGGGGGAAGCCAGGGGUUGGAGAAGGUGCUAGCUACAUCCCUCUUCCCAUCAAUAUCCAAAGUGUGGGGGAGGUGCCCACCCACCCGCCUCACUGUUCCACACACCAUCCCUACCACAGCCCUGGAGGAACCUGGGCUCCGCAAGGAGGAGGAGUCUUCCCACCAUCUGCCCGGACACACAGCCCCCACCCCAACCCCCAGGCCCCCAGGAUUGGCACCCCGCCCUCCUGUUCCCUCCCAACCCCUACGGCUGUGAACCACAGGACUGAUCACACGUGUGUUUUCCAUUGAAUUUAAUUUAAUGGACUUGCAGCUUCAUUUGUCAGUUGUGCGUUGGCCAUCUCCGGCAGCGGCAGGAUGUGAGUUGGCUGCUGGGCUCAACUCGAGGGCCCCCUGCAGGGCCCUGUAAGGUGGAGCAAAAGGAUGGUGGCUUUCCUGAGGUCUCCCUGAAAUGAAUGUAUUUCUUCCCCCAAAAGAGCUGAUAUUUAAUGUUUUAAUAGGGAUUUUUGAGAAACAAAUAACCUUAUUUAUAAUCUGGGUGAUCCAAUCAUUUUUUUACUCCCUUUUGAUGCCAUAGGUAGAGGAAAGUCUAGCUUUUUUGGCGUGAGACUUUUGCAACGUGCAGUGGGAUAAAAUACAUUUCCUGUUCUGCUUCAUUUUUCUUGUUCAUACACACACGCACGUGCACACACACACACACAUACACCCUUCCACUUAUCACUUUGGACAGGCAUCCCACCCCACACACUUGCACACACGUGCCCACACAUCCUCCUCCCAGCCCCCCUCCACCUGCCUAAUGUUAUGCAACCUCUUCUGAUGUAUCCACCAAACCAGUACUGAAUGUGGCCGAGUUUUCAGUAAACCUUAUU